This is a messenger RNA of Symbiodinium sp. CCMP2456, 987 nucleotides long. Lineage: Eukaryota; Dinophyceae; Suessiales; Symbiodiniaceae. The record is from the annotation of a GenBank genome assembly.
AUGAAAGAGCAGAUCAACCAGGCCGAGAAAAGUUGCGGAGGCAUUGUGGACGCCGUGAAGGCCAUGAAGUUCACUCACAUGCCCGAGGCAUCCGUUGACUUGGAGAUGGCAGCCGUCGGCUACAACGACUGGGAUGACAAGACAGCCAACUUGAAGAGGCCUGUUGUCUUUGCCUAUGGCGGCAAAGAGAUCAUGAAACGGCAUGAUCCCAACAUCGGCCUUGACGAGUUCAACUUGGGUGGCAAGUUCACCAAGGACACCGAUGACAUCAUGAAGUGGAUUAAGCAGCCACUUGGAAAUGGUGGCUCCAUCCCAGAGGAGCUUACAGGGGCCUUGAUUGCUGCCAGUCACCUGCCAUGGAGUGCCAAGGAGCGCUUGGCAGUGGUGAUCACUGAUGCCCCGUGCCACGGUAAGGCCUACAGCAACGACUCCCACGACCCUUUCUGCGACAAGGACACGGGCCUGACAUGCACCGGAAAGCCCGAAGUACCCCUGCUGACGCUAAAGGAAAAGAACGUUCAGGUUGUCAUUCUGCACACGGGAAAUGCCGGUGCAGUGAAGAUGUGCCAGAAGCUUCUGCAAACUUCGCCCACUCUGAUCUCUGAGAAGGUGUCACCUUCGCAAACUGCAGACCGCCUCCUGAACGCCAUCAGCACCAAGCUUGAGUUGAGUCCCCUGAGCUACGUCCUAAAGCCUUUCACCGGGAGCAAGGGCUUGAACGACUUGGCGGCCGGCCACGAUGUGGAGCUGAAGAUGGGGAGUGAGAGCGCGAAGCACCGCGUCGGAGCGGAUGGGUUGAUCUGGCUGGGAAAGCCCUCUGCCUCGCCCACGGUCACCGUCUCUCGCCCCGGUAAUGCUGGCUUGGACGAGUGGUGGGAAGCACAGACUGCGGAGCAGGAGCUGUCUCGCAGCUUUGAUGCGCAGGUGUACAUGCUCAAGAUGCCCUGCAAGAAACGGGAGCAGGGCGAUGAGAGUAACAUGGUCUAA